CUCCAGCGUGAUGUCAUGUACAGUGCAGCCGCGCAUUUUUACAGUAAAGCUAAGUUUGACCAGGAAUCAAAGAAAGAAGUAAUGAAGAUAAUGGGAUAUGUGAAUACCACGUUUCAGUUCAUCAUCAAAAAUAACAGUUGGAUGUCCGAUAAAAUAAAAGCGGCAGUGCUCAAACGGCUGAAUGAAAUAAACCUUGUGAUGGGAUAUCCUGACUGGGUGCUGGACGAGGCCACCAUUAAUAACCUGUACCAAUUUGUUCCGAGCAUUCGAAAUGGAAGUUCGUUCGUCGAGCACUACUUCUAUCUUCGAGAGAAUGACCACUAUCAGAAGCUUCUUGAGCUUACCUCAAAAUACUUCAACAAAUCAUACGAGGAAGUUGUCCUGAAGUCACACGCGUUUUAUGAUGAAGAUACAGAUACUGCGGCAUAUCCAGCUGCUUCGCUUGUAACUCAUUUUAGAAAGCCUCCUAUACCCAGGUCCGUUAACUUUGGAACCAUUGGAACAAUUUUUGGACAAUUAUUGUCUCAAGCGAUGGACAGAUACGACAGAAAGCGCAUAAAUGGCAGUGUCGUUAAAACAGAAUUCUGGGAUAAUCUGACAACGACAAGUUUCUGCAGCAACUCUAAAUGCCUGAACAAUUCUGAACAAUGUCGUGACAGAGAACAUUGUUACAGUGCAAGCCAUCAGAAGCUACACGAUUACGUUGGAGUACGCGUAUCUCACACGGCACUAAAACGAAGCAAACAGUACUACACGGGGUCAUUUGUGCUGAAUGAUACGAAGUUGAACACCGAGGACAACAUAUUCUUUACCUUCUUUGGAAGUCUCUACUGCCCCUACAGUGUAAAUGAAAAACAGUCAAGUGAAGGCAAGAAACCUGAGGUUGUCCAAGAACGAGCAGAUGACGAAGAAAUUGACUUCCCAAAAAGCUUGAACGAAAUUGUGUCCAUCUACCACAAGUUCAACGAAACGUUCAAUUGCAGCGGAACUGUCUCAGACACUUGUCACUUGGUUCCUGAAGAGAAUAUAUCGGAGGUUGGAUGUUGACUGAAGUUGGGUCGAACACAUUUGCGCGCACUUAUUUGUGAUAAGUGAAAUAAACGUUUGAUUAGCCCUCA
This is a messenger RNA of Dermacentor silvarum, 1118 nucleotides long. Its product is annotated as neprilysin-2-like. The record is from RefSeq and is a predicted model, not a curated record. Gene Ontology annotation, molecular function: metalloendopeptidase activity. NCBI's taxonomy places the organism in Eukaryota, Metazoa, Arthropoda, Arachnida, Ixodida, Ixodidae. Bases 16 to 1047 code for a protein of 343 amino acids. Gene Ontology annotation, biological process: protein processing. The transcript has 12 exons. Gene Ontology annotation, cellular component: plasma membrane.